AUGUAUUAUCAUAGAAUAAUGGUAGAAUAUAAGGAAAACAUGCAACCGGAUAAAGAAUCAUUUUUGGUUAAAUGCGUUAUUGCAACGAAUAAAGUUAAUCGAGCAUUAUCGAAGAGAAAUGUACUUCCGGCCGGUUUCCAAGAACCCGAGGAUUUAGAAAUAACGACGUCGCUAACCGAAAAAGCACCCGAACCCAUGUUAAACGUUGGAGUCCGUCAAGGAAAAGAAAGAAUAACCGGAGAAGUUAACGUAACUCCAGGAACGCCAUUAACAAUGGAAAUAUAUUUAGACAAGUCCAGCGCUCCAGUCUAUGGAAUUCUCGUAUCCUUUAUGCAGUGUUCAGUCGAUCCUUAUUUAUUUGAAAAUUUUAACACGGUCGAUGGUGACUUUUUAUCAGCUAAAUUUAGAGCAUUUAAAUUUCCCGAUUCGACAUACGUGCAAUUUAAAGGAACCGUUAAUGUUUGUUUGGAUAAAUGUCAAGGAGUCCAAUGUAGCAACGGACAAAUCGGUUAUGGUAGAAGAAGAAGAAGAUCCGUUGAAUCCAUGCCAGCGGAUCCGAAUAAAAUAUACGAAAUUUCAUUGACGACAUUUAUUAAAAUUAAUUUCAUUGAAAACGUCACGCAAGAACGUGAGUAG
Messenger RNA from Pediculus humanus corporis (human body louse), 636 nucleotides. RefSeq lists its product as uncharacterized. NCBI's taxonomy places the organism in Eukaryota, Metazoa, Arthropoda, Insecta, Psocodea, Pediculidae. The coding region runs from base 1 to 636 and encodes 211 amino acids. The record is from RefSeq and is a predicted model, not a curated record. The transcript is spliced from 4 exons.